CCAAGGAGACGGAGGAUCUUGCAUUCGCGUGGCAGUGUUUGCUUGGCGGUUAGACGGAAAGCAUCUCGCCAUGGGCCUCUCCCUCUGGGCCGCGACCUUCUGCGUCCUCGCGGUGUACAACAAGCAAGUCAUCGCAGCGGAAGCCUUCCCGCCCUGCUCCUCCGAGGCCGAGGUGGCGCUCCAGGCUGGCGAGACCGUCCUCAUCACGUCACCGAACUAUCCCGAGCCGUAUCCCAGUAAUUACCAGUGCGGCUGGGUCGUAACGAGUGCAGAUCCGAACAAUCAGCUGUAUUUGGAGUGCUCUAACUUCAGACUCCAAGGAAAAUCGAAAAAUGGCUGCCUCGACUACUUGUCUGUUAACGGCGAUGAGUACUGCGGUCGGCAGAGGCCUUCAGGGUCGGCCAGCGAGUUCAUCCUUGAGUUCAAGUCCAACAGGAGGAGGGAGAGGGAAGGCUUCAACUGCACCAUCUCCACCUUCAGCGCCGCCCAAGGGGCCGAAGGUCAAGAUUGCAACGAGAUGAUUGAACCUGUUAUCGUGGGUCUCGGAGAAGCAGUCACCUUCAGCUCCCCAAACUAUGCAGCUUACCCCAAUGUUACCAGAUUCUGCUGGAAAUUUGAACAAGCUACAACCGGUAUGCAGCUUAGCCUCAGCUGCAUGCACUUCCAGCUCCGACGUCCAAACAAAAGGAACAAGUGCCGAGAUGCUUUUAUUGUCAGGGGUCAUGGGAAGUACUGCGGCACCGAGGCCCCGAACAUCACCUCGGACAGCGGGAGCCUCUUCGUCAAAGUCGUGGCCAAACGGGCGGGUCGCGAACCGAGUUUCAGCUGCGUCGUCGCCGGCGAGUUGCUGGCCAACACGGAGUCACCCUUGCCCACGUUCUCGCCCAUCGUGUCCUCGCCCAUGCCGCCGACGGAAGCGACGCCAGACUGCGGUUUGAAGUAUGAGACCGACACUCGCAUCGUAGGCGGAGUCUCAGCCAACGCGAACGAAUACCCUUGGCAGGUGGGUCUCGUCCAGGCUGCCUCCCCGUCUGAGGUCUUCUGCGGAGGCUCCGUCAUCGCCCCCUACUGGGUCCUCACCGCGGCGCACUGUGCGGAGAGCAUUGAGGGUCGGGAGAGCCAUCACCGGGUACUCGUCGGCGCCCACGAUCUCCGCUAUGAUGCGCCCUCCCAGCAGAUCCUCAGCAUCAGGAAGACCAUUAUGCAUCCUGAUUACGACUACGAGAGUGUAGAUAACGACGUUGCACUCCUGCAAGUGGAGCCUAUAACCUUCAGCGCCAGAGUCGGGCCGGUAUGCUUGCCUGAGCCGAGUUCGAGUUACGAAGGUCGCUUGGCCACGGUCACAGGAUGGGGCGCGCUCAGUUCAGGCGGAGUAACAUCCAAUGUGUUGAUGGAGGUGCAGGUCCCGACGCUGACGGAGCGAAAAUGCAAAGAGUCUUAUAACGGUUACGUGACCCAAAAUAUGUUCUGCGCCGGUUUACCUGAAGGAGGCAAGGACUCGUGUCAGGGUGACUCCGGCGGCCCAAUGGUCACGCCCCGAGACAGCGACCCGCAGCGGUACGAGCAGAUUGGCAUCGUGUCCUGGGGCAUCGGGUGCGCCGAGCCUGGGAACCCGGGAGUUUACACGAACGUUGCAAAUUACAUUCACUGGAUUCAGGCAAUGAUGCAGUUGCAGUGAUGUCAGUACAGCCAGCUUUGACCGACAAACUUUCCGGCUUGCAACGAACACUGAUAACUUAUCCCAAUCUCCCUGUCAGUCUGUCUGCUUGUAUCUGGAAACUGAUGUGUAUGAAUUCGGCAAAAUUAAAUAUA
Penaeus indicus is the source of this 1812-nucleotide messenger RNA. RefSeq names its product proclotting enzyme-like. The record is from RefSeq and is a predicted model, not a curated record. The transcript has 14 exons. NCBI's taxonomy places the organism in Eukaryota, Metazoa, Arthropoda, Malacostraca, Decapoda, Penaeidae. Gene Ontology annotation, biological process: proteolysis. Gene Ontology annotation, molecular function: serine-type endopeptidase activity. The coding region runs from base 71 to 1678 and encodes 535 amino acids.